Messenger RNA from Pseudoliparis swirei, 5617 nucleotides. RefSeq names its product synaptotagmin-like protein 1. Gene Ontology annotation, molecular function: neurexin family protein binding. Lineage: Eukaryota; Metazoa; Chordata; Actinopteri; Perciformes; Liparidae. Gene Ontology annotation, cellular component: plasma membrane; exocytic vesicle. Bases 1 to 3018 code for a protein of 1005 amino acids. The transcript is spliced from 12 exons. The record is from RefSeq and is a predicted model, not a curated record. Gene Ontology annotation, biological process: exocytosis.
AUGCCCACUGUGCCUGGAAUUUACAAAAAAAAGGACUCUGAUUAUUUACAGUUAGCAGAAAGUCCCCAAGUAGAUGACAGAAGAGGUUCAGACACUGAGAUUGUAUCUGUAAACAGAAUUAGUCCACAGCUGAGGACACCCUUCCAGUCCAGUGCGAGAGCCGACAGUAUUUCCCAAUCUAGAGAAACCUCAGCGCAAGCCAAACUGUCAGAUACUAUUCCGGUGUCUCCCCUGGAGACAGAUCCAGGCUCUGAGAGGCUCCAUUUGUCCCAAAACAGCCCAUAUAUGACCGGAAAGCAAGGCGAGAGGCAAAUCCCCCCUAAAACACAAAUGCGUAGAGGUUCAAGUGAAGACCCACUGACGAUGGAUAAGAGCACACAAUCGAGCAUGUCUCUCAACGAAAGGGAGGCUACUUCUAUAAAAGAGAGAUUUAACAGCCCUUCCACAAACAGACACGGUCAACCACUACCAUUAAGUACUGCAGAGAAGAUAAAGCAGCUCAGGUCUUUCUGGGAGAAGGAGUGGAAAAAGCCUCCAUAUAACAUCGACAAACUCGAACCUUGUGUUGAUGGUAAAGUUGGUCGUGGUGCAAAUCAAUCCAAAAUGAAUUACAGAUUUACAAAGUCGGAGUACGAUCUGACCUCAUUGGACACGAUUGGAAAUGAUUCAGGCAGCGAUGACAAGCACUCUGAUGUAAAUUAUCACAAUUUGAGUGCUCUUCCUUUGAGUCAGUCAAGAGACAAGUUGUCCCCUAUCCUACGCACAAGCCAAACACAAUUUAGUACUCUCCGGGAAUUCUGGGAUGAGGCCAGGUCAGAUACCAAGGGAUCGUCUCCCUUCGUCAAACUCAAAAGCCCCAAAAUGAAGGAGCCAAUAAGUGCCCAGCUUUCUUCUCAGGGCUUAAAGUGGGAUGACCCUGAGAAUUACUGCGUUCCAGAGAAACCAAGACCUGCUGCCGCGAAAUCAUCUCCACCCCUUCCAAAUCGAUCAAAGUUACCUCGCAAUAGACUGACAUUGUCGAGAGUAGCGAAUGAUGGCACAAACAACUCGUCCAAUUAUGCGACAGUUGAGUCCAAAUGGAGUUCAAAAGAUCCUAAUAGAGAGGAGAAACCCCCGACAUUUCCAAGCAGUUUAGGAAAAGAGAUCCGUUCUACAAAGACCAGAAAAGACAGCUUCGGCAGAUCAAGCACUCGUGGGAACUCCAUGCGUCGCGCCACAAGCAUGUUUCUUUUGACUGAUCCUGAGGAAAAGGAGCGUGAAAUCGACUUCAGCCCCGUCCACUCCCAGAGCAGAAAGCAGAGGCAGAACGCCGAAAGAGGCGCCCCGCCAAGAAGACCAGCGGAGGAGACUUUGACUCCACGCACACGGGUAUACGUUCCCAAAGACUACCGGCAUUACCUGGGCAUGACAGACGAGACCACUUCGCACAACUAUCUCGCCCCGGCUGUGACGGAUGAGGGGUCAGGAGGAAAGUAUGGGUAUGAAUUUGAUCUGGAUGGGCCGGUGAGGGCCAGCACUCCGAUGAGCUUAGAGGAGUGUUACAGUAGAGGGGGCGGCAAGGCAAGGCAGCGGCCCCUGUGGGCAAAAUACAGCAGUUCAGACGCAGGUCAGGAAUCAUCUGUGAGCAGCACGUCAGAAACCUGGUCCAACUCGAGGAACAGUUCAAACCGUGAGAAUGAGGUUGAAGUGCUAAACCUUGUCAGGAAAGCUUUGAGGAGAGCAGAAGCAAGGCCAACAAAUCUAGCUAAAAGUUUGGAGGACAUCACAACAUCUUUAUCACCACGACAAGAAGCAAGAAAAGACACAACUGCUGACAUGAGGCGUGAUGUUUCAUCCAUUCCCUCGACGUCAUCGUCCUUAUUUUCGGAUCAGGAGCACCUGAAAAUGAUGAGCAAGUCGGUUCCUUCAUUGUUACAGAAGGAGGACCUUGGCAGAGACAUUGAUUCCACCGACGAGGACAGUUACCGACCAGGAAGACUAAUGACGGGCAGCUCGUUGAAUAACCUCACCAGCUCCUCUGGCAUGUCGUCUUUGUCUUCUCUGAGUGGAAGUAUGAUGACCAUGUACAGCGGGGAUUUUGGGAAUGUGGAUGUUCAGGGAAAUAUCCAGUUCUCCAUCAACUACAUCCAGAAGCUCAGAGAGUUUCACAUCUUUGUGACUAAGUGCCAAGGCCUGGCUGCAGUCGACCCAAAGAGGGACCGUUCUGAUCCGUAUGUCAAAAGCUACCUGGUUCCUGACAAAGCUAAUUUGGGAAAAAGGAAAACAUCCGUGAAAAAGAAGACACGAAAUCCAACUUUCAACGAGAUCCUCCGAUAUCGUGUUCGCAUGGAGUACCUCAGAACCCAGACGCUCAUUCUCUCCGUUUGGCAUCACGACACCUUUGGCAAGAACAGUUUCCUGGGCGAGGUAGACGUGAACCUCUCCAAGUGGAACUUCGACCACACCCAGAUGAACUACUUAGCCCUGAAAGCAAGGACCCCAUACACUCUGGCGCCAUCUCUCGGUCAAGGAGAGAUGAGACUGGCCAUACGUUUCCUGCCAGAGAUCAUCCACAGUGAAGGAUUAAUGAAGGAGGGUCCAAACACCGGAGAAGUUCACAUUUGGGUGAAAGAAUGCAAGAACUUGCCUGCAAUCAGGGCCACUAUUGACCCAUAUGUUAAGUGCUUUAUGCUGCCGGACAUAAGCAGGAAGAGUCGCCAGAAGACACGUGUGUUGCGGAGGACACUGGACCCAGCCUUUAACCAUACGAUGGUGUACGACGGUAUCAGACAGGCCGAUCUAUCAGAAGCCUGCGUGGAGCUCAUUGUCUGGGACCAAGACCGGCUGGCCAGCAACCUGCUGGGGGGCCUGAGGCUUGGAGUUGGAAAAGGCAAAAGUUACGGAGAAAUGGUGGACUGGAUGGACUCAACUCCUUAUGAGGCGGCCCUGUGGGAGCGCAUGAUGACCACCCCGAAUGAAUGGGUGGAGGACGUUCUCCCAUUAAGAGUAAUGAACUCUUCAAAAACACGUUUAAGAUAACUAAAAGUCGUGCAAAGACAGUAUAAAAACACUGUCAAUUAAGAUGUAAAUUCAGUCUGGAAAAGCUUCAUGUAAUAGCGAGUGAAUAUGUACACUUACUUUUUGUUACUGCCGUUUGCUUUUCCAUUUCGGAACAGGAUAAACAAUACAUACGUAUAUAACGUCGGCACUCUGGCCAAUGUAAUGUUAGCAGUCAGCUCAAAGCACCAUUGUGUUGUGCUUCAUUUCCACUGCAUGGAUGGCACCUGCAGUGCAUUUUUUGAAAAGGCAACCCGCAGGACUAUGCCAGACUCUACACGACGUCGCAAAAUGUAAAUAAAACGGUUUGGUUUCCGAUGAAAGGACUGAGCAAGUACCCCGGUGAAGAUGAUGUCACUGAAGUUUGGGUCGGCUGUAGCUCAUGGGGAGAGUGGUCCUCCUGAAACCACAAGGUACAUAGUUCGGUCCCCGCUCUCCCCGGUUGCAUGGCUAAGUGUCCUUGAGCAAGACACUGAAUCCCCAGUUGCGUCACUGCAUCCCACUGCUCCUUAAUAACUAAGGGUCAAAUACAGAGAAGAAUUUCCCCACGGGUAUUAAAAGCGUAAAUGUCUUUCUUCUUUUCGCGUAGUGUUGCUGCAAUAUCAUUCAGAGAAUCCUGCCUACAGAGAGGUACAGCGGUGCUCGAUGUGCAAUCAUUAUUUUACUCGAUCAAUCAUUUUUCCCUCUAUACGAUGUUCAAUCAAUGCCAAAAGUGCCAUAAUGUAUUGUAAUUUUAGCAUUUUUUUUUACGCUUUUAUCAGUAGUUGGUUUUUGUCUGCGCGCUCUAGUGAAAUACGGAUCCUACAUCGGUGUUUAUGGAACCUCUUCUCACAUGACCUCUUUCCAGCCAACCAUGCUUUGUGUAAACAGUUUGAGCUAUUCGUCUUUCUCCCUGCCCCUCAACUCUAAUUUUCUUUUACAAAAAUGGUCACACUGAUGGAUUUAUGAACACCCAGUCUCUUCACCACCUCUAACGAUAUCUGCUUGCUUGAAAACAAAAUUACAAAUGUAGAUACAUCGGCCAAAGUUGUUUAACCAAGUGUUUUUUUAAAUACUAUUAAUACCAAAGAUACACCCUUGUUGUCUAUCCUUAUUUUAACCUCUGAUGGUUAAGUAAGAAAAUCAGCUUUUUCCAAUUUUGGUGAAGCAACCCUGUGAAUUGUAAGCAUAGAUAACUGCUCACUACAUUGUUUUUUACAGUAAAAAUACAAAUAAAUCUGAUGUGACUACACAUGUGGAAUGAAUGCAAAGAGGUAGCUCAUAGUUGAGUGUCUAAGACAAGUAAAACACAAUAAGGUCUUAAUGGGUGUUGAGCACGGGAUAUGGAUGUGUUGAUGUGUAGCAUCUGUAGUGUGGUCGCUGUAACUGAGUGGGAAUAUAGCGUCCCUCCACUACCUGUCCCCUUCUGAUGCCACAAUAUAUAUAUAUAUUAAUAUAUAUAUAUAUUAAUAUAUAUAUACACCACUAAAUUGUACUUGAGUAUUUACAUUUUAAAACACAUGCACAUAAACAAGUCAACUGGCUUGAUGGGAACAGUGAUGAUAGAAGUAUUCAGAUUCUUUACCUCAGUUGAAGUAUAUUGUAUUUGUAUUUAUUUGAAAGAAACAAAAAACAAUAGAACUGAUAGCUGUUUCGUGAGAGAAAUGUGACAUCAUCAUGAAACAUGUGGAAUAGUCAGUAUUCUGGAACUGAACAGUCAGUUCCAGAAUGACACUGGAACUCUGUCAUUCCAAGACCAUCGAAUAAGUAAACACACACUUUACAGCAGAGCUGAAAUCUAUUUUUUACUUGAUUUUUACUGGUUAAUAGAACUGUAUUGUGUUGGGGUAAGAGUACAGUUCCUCUCCCAAGACUGGUAAAUAUCAGAGUCUUAAUUGCAUGUGAACAAAAUGGACGGAUUUACAGAGGUUUGCAGUCUUUGCACUUGUGACCUUCUGCAGGAAUUUCGUUCUUCAAAAAGGACAUGUAAAUUAGAGAUAAGACUAUUAUCUCAGAUAUUGCAUUACAUAUGACUCCUUAAUCCCUUGUUUUAUGUUUGUGGAUUGUUGAUCUUGAAAAAACUGUUCUCACCAUGUUAAAGAAAAGGCUUCCCUUGAUAUAAUCAUAGAAAAUAUUGCUUUCAUUUUAUUGCAUGUUAUCUAAAAUAGUAAAGGUUUUAAAACUUUAAUAUAGAUUUUGACAAAGCUUCUCUGUUAGAAAGGAUGUCAAGAGUGGGUCGAAAUGUAAGAGCUAUAUGGUCUUUACGAUAAAAAAUGUUUUUGUGCUGUGAAUAUUACCAACCGGUUUCGUAAUUAAUAAAAUUACGAAAGGUAAAUGCCACAGAGCUUUAGGUUGAGCCUCGCAUGGCAAACACAAUCUUGUCUAAAAGUGCAGUAUAUUAAAGGUAUUAGCCAUCUACCAAUGAUAUACUUUAAUGUAUUUCAAAGUUAAUAAAACUGGAAAAAGUAGUUCAGAAAAACCUGUGUUUACAUUUAUUCAGCGACACAGUAAGACACAAUCAUAUUUUUUUAUGUUUACUUUAAUGAUUUUAUAUUGUAUUGAAUGUAUUAUCAAAGAAUAAAACACAAGUCCUUUCUUUGUU